Messenger RNA from Hyalella azteca, 5854 nucleotides. RefSeq names its product acid sphingomyelinase-like phosphodiesterase 3b. Gene Ontology annotation, molecular function: hydrolase activity. Lineage: Eukaryota; Metazoa; Arthropoda; Malacostraca; Amphipoda; Hyalellidae. The record is from RefSeq and is a predicted model, not a curated record. The transcript is spliced from 8 exons. Bases 102 to 2189 code for a protein of 695 amino acids.
UCGGCGAUUCGCCAACUGCGGAGGACGGAGUCUGGUCGAAUUUUAUUUAUUGAAAUAUUAUUUUACCCAUAACAUUGAACUUUUAAGUUCUAUCGUCAAUCAUGUGUAGUGCGAUACGCUUCAUCUCUUUGUUAUCAUAUUUUUUACCAUUUAGUUUCUAUUUGAGGGUCGAAGCGGCUGCUAUAGGAACAGAAUCGUCAUUACAAGAUCUGGGGAAGUUCUGGCAGAUUACAGAUGUACACUGGGACUUGAACUAUGCACUGGAUGGUGACCCACUCAAAAUGUGCCAUCGUCAUUCAAUAUCCAGCCCUCCCAGCAGCUCAGCUACUGUUGAAAAGCUCCAAACAAAUGGAAGGUAUGGCAAUUAUCUCUGUGAUGCACCAUGGAUGCUGGUCAAUGCAGGGCUUGAUGCAAUGAUGAACAUCGAUGCCCAUCCUGAUUUCAUCUUGUGGACUGGGGACAUUGGUCCUCAUGUGUCGGACCCCAAGCCCUCCUUAGACGUCAUCUUCCAGACGAUGAGCAACGUCUCCGCCGAGUUACUGAGACGCUUUCCUCCCCCAGUGGCAGUGCUGCCUGUGCUUGGCAACCACGACUCGUUUCCUCAGGACGACUAUCCAAACUGUCCAUCGUCAUUUUUUGAACGUUAUUUGGAGAAGGGAGGCUGGAGCUCUUUCCUAACCUCCGAGCAACAGGAGUCCUUCAGGAGAGGAGGCUACUAUUCCUACAAGGCCCCUGCCAAUGUCAAGGUGCUCGUGCUUAACACCAACAUGUACUACUUUGGAAACGAAUUGGGCACCACAGAUCCUGAUCCCUGCCGCCAGUUCACGUGGCUCUCCAAUGAACUGGACACUGCAAAGCUUCACAAUUACAAAGUGAUGCUGGUCGGCCACGCACCACCUGGAUUCUUCGAACGGUUUCCAAUAAUUCCAUCCUUCAACGUCACUUACAACGAACACUUUAUUGACAUCGUUGAACAGAGCGGAGCUUUGAUCCACUCACAAGUAUAUGGACACCUGCACACCGACACCUUCAGGAUCUACGGCUCUAUUGAGAGUGGGACGAGCAGCGCGGCGUUCAUGGCUCCAUCUUUGACUCCAUGGCAAGCAAACCAGACGUUCGGUGGCACUGCUGUUAAUCCUUCUCUUCGUCUAUACUCAUACGACUCUGUCUCUAUUAUGGAUUACAAGCAAUAUCUCUUGAACCUCACGCGUGCUAACCAAAGACCUACCAACCCAAGCUUACUUGUGUCAAAGCUUCUGGAAGAAGAAAUACCUCGUGAUACGACGCAAAUUAGCGUCGAGAAAAUUAACACUGAAUCGUUUAUUGCUAGCGGUGAUCAGAGUUCAGGUUCUUGGAAAUCCGAGUUGCGAAGUGUACAUCAAAAUGUAGACGUUAUGACUGAAGCAAAUAUGAUACAGAACUUCCCUGACGAUGAUCUUCAUUUCACUACAGAACAUUGGUUAGGAAGUAGAGAUCUGAAGGGAGUCGACGAACAUCUCGAAGACCCUAAACAUUCUGCGAGACCCUUUGGGACACCAGAACCUACUUAUGCUCCUUACACGGAUGCUGAUUUGCCAGAUUUGAAUUGGGAGUUGUAUUACGAAGGGAGGAAAGCAUAUUCACUUGACCGUCUUGAUGGUGUAGGCAUGAGCAAGCUUUAUGAAUCGCUCGAAAGCAACGAAGACAUUUUUGACAGGUAUUACAAACGCAAUUCCGCUGGUUUUAGUUACAAUAAAGGCCUUUGCAGAGGCCACUGCCGAAAGCAGCAGCUUUGUGCUAUCGCUAAUUCUCGAGUAAGAGAUCUUUUCUCCUGCAUGGCUUUCAACAAGACGUACAUUGAUUCAGUCCUGAAAAGGACUUUUGAUCGGAUUUCAGUAUCUACAUUUGAUGGUUACUUCGUUGAUACGCCAACUGCUGACACCACGGAGCACUUUGAGCCUACCACGCCAGUUGAAUAUCCUAUUCAGGACACUCCUUUGGAUGUCUGCUCUUCAAAAAACUCCUUGUCCAACCAUUGCAUAAGUUGGUUCUCACCUACUGUCAUCAUUGGUAUUGCUUUGUUUUGGGUCAUUUUGAUUUCAUUUCUCGCCCUGAUCUGGAGGAAGAAUCGCUGCACGGCUCGCACUGGUUCGUCAUUGCUCAACAGUUCUACCCACGGUUACAAACCUCUGUCUUCUGACGAACAUUAGGAGCCAGGCUGUAGUAUGAAACGCAUGAAAAUGCCAUCAAACAGCUAACUAUUAAAGACACGUAAAGUUAUUGACCUCCAAAAAGCCAGUCACUAAAUGCAUUAUGCCUAAAACUGUAAGUAUGUUAUCUAAGGCGGGAAAAUAGGUAGGGCUUAGUCGUAGCAAUGAAAUGUGUGAAUGUAAAAGGUGAUUUCACGUGUGUAAUGGGUGAUCAAAUUUAAGAUGUUUUUGCAAAGGUUCUGUUAGCCCAGAUUCGCACAGUGGUUCUACUCCUGUAAGUUAGAGACGCACAAAUUUGUUCUAGCGCUCAUGGAUCGAAAUGUUAAAGGAACAUACGAAUUGUAUUCCGAAAUUGAGGGCGUUGCGGCUUGAUUCUAUUAGUUAUCGGACCAAGUCAUAGUUAUUGGAUAAAAUGUCUGUAGAAUAAUUUUGGUGGAAUAUUAAUGGGAAGUUGAUGAGCCGAGAACUUUUAUGUGAUAAAUCUAAGCUCACUUUCGUUAAUUUUAUCAGUAUCGAUUUUACAUAGAUGGUAACAUGUGCAUAGUCGUUUACAUUAUUAUAUCGAGAACUAAAUGAUUUUAGCUUUUAAUUUAGUGAAAGAAUGGCGAACUUCAUUGGCGCUACAUUAAUCGGGAAAUAGACUAGAGUAAGCUACCAUUGAGUUCACAAUAGUAGAGUUUACAAUUUUUUAUGGAAAUUCUGGAAUUUUUUACCAGCGGGUGAAAUGGAGAUUUAGACACAGGAAAUUAUGAGCAAAAUAGCCAGAUAGACGGGUCAGGUAACAAUAGAAACCUGUCGAAUUACAAUUUUGUUGAGACACCACUUUCGUUUAUCUGGCUAUUUAUGUUUUAAUCUUGAGUAAUUUUUGUUUUUUCUCUUGAGAUUACUCUUUGAAGUUUAAAUUAUAAUCAAGAAGGAUAGUAUUUUUCUUGAAUGGUUUUCUGGAAGUUUUGAAAUGAUGGUCUAUGGAACGUUUCCAAUGAAAUUAGGGCGAAUUUUCUGGUCCUUGUUUUUCGCUCUAAAAUUUUUGAUCAAUUUGCGAUUUGAGGUAACUAAUAAUAUAAAUAAGUAGAAAAUACAUUUCUGCUCGAACUUGCCCGAAGAUGCAAUUUUUAUUUACACUCAAACCUACCAGUGUAAAAUGUUACUAAGGACGUCAAUUGACCCAAUAUUUAAUUAUGAAAUCCUGAGGUGAUGUGAUGUAAAUAUCCUAAAAAAUACUCCUGUAGUGCCUUUUCAUAUCUUUCUAUUUACGCUUAUUUUCUUCGGCGCUCUGGACAUUUACCACUGAAAUUUUCUUCUAUACAAUUCAACCUGUGAUUGUGAUAUUAGGUGAUACCGUUCCUAAGUUCGUUCCUUUCAUGAAUGUCUGUCGAUAUUAUCGUGUUUGAUGAUUUAUCAAGUUAUUUUAAAUGGCUAACUUCGUCCGUAGGAUAAUUAUCGUGGUUUAUGAUUCGCGUCUUUCAUUACUGUUGUGAUGUUCUUUUCAGUGAUAAUUUCAUUUUGAAACGCAAAUUAUAGUCAUAUUUAUUGCUUAUUGACCAAAGGCUAUAUAGUCUUUGUUUUAUAGUAGUGUAUUUGCACGUUUUAGCGUGAAAAUUAGGUCUCCAUCGACCAGCUGUAGCUAAUAUUUUUUGUUGCUAAGAAACGAUUUUUUUUAGAAGCUUGAAAUUUCAGAUUUUUCCUCACUUUUACACGAUGCCCUAGGCUAAUUGGUUUUUCUUUCAAAGCUUAUUCUUAAUGUGAAAUAAAGAUGAAGGAUAAUUUUUAGUUGUUAUAUUUGUUACGCAAGAGGAAUCGUUAGGUCACUCAAGUGUUGUUAAUGUUUACAAUAAAUUUAGCCGCUUGAAUUUAAUGACACGAGUGGAUAUAACAUACAAUAAAUUGUAUUAUCAAAUUAGUUAAACUUGAGAAAUAUAUACGUUGUAUCGAUUAGCAGUGUUCUUAGUCAUUUUCUGUAAAGAUUAAUGCACAAAAUAAAACCAAUUGAAACUUCACCGAGCUCUACAUCUUCACUGCUAGGCGGAAGCAUAACUUUAACUCCAGUUCAUUAAAAAUUUUAUCUUAAGAGUAUUUCUCGAAAAUAUCAUUUUUGCAAUGACCUGCCGGUGUCCCACUGUUACGUCCACUCGUCCUAGUAUGUAAAAACAAUAACGCAAUACGAGCCUUAGUUAAAACUCACCUCUAUAUCGCUGCUUGCCGGUCUGUGGUCCUUACGAGCAUCCUUCGUCACUUUCCCAGGUACAUAAAUUAAAUUCCUAUCCCUACAGAGGUCUUUUUCGGUAUACGUUCUCGUAUGAGGGAGUCAUGUUUGCAGUCUUUCUUAACAUCAUAAUGUUCUAUGUUGGUGACACUAAUAGUAAUCUAAAUUAUUUCAUGUACAUUAUUGUAGCUGAAUCCGAUUGUACCUGAUGCAUGACGUUCCGGGUCUGCUAUAAUCUUCUAUUGCUAGAAAUGAACUGUAAAUCAUGACACAUAAGACCACGCAGUAACGUCCAAUCUACAUGCCGACAAGUCUGCCCAUCACUCAAAUUGCAUGUGAUAGUUCUAAAAAUACUGAAGAAUUAAGUAAUAGUGUUGAAUUUAACAACCAACGUAACAUUGUUCGGAUACACUGUGCUGAAUAAAUUCAAUACAAAAUAAUCAUCUCUAGAAUACUUAUUCGCUGCUUUGAAUGAAUCGAUAUCUCGAUGCAUUUUAUUCAUUUCAAGAGUAUAUUAACAAUAAUGAACAAAGUAACGCUCGGGGUAUAUAUAAUUUCUAACAUUAUUCAAGUAAAAAUCCGCUUAUUCCAGACCUUAACCAAUUUAGCACCUUAUUAUGAACAUCUCAAAAAUGGAUCAUUAACAUAUCAAAGGGAACAAUGGAACUAAGCAUCAAAGUAUUCCUUUAUUUGACCCUAUAUUUUGUACAAUAAAUAUACAAAUGGUAAAACGUGAAAUUAUCAAGCAAAUUUAGUCGUACAUUACAAGCAUCAGAGCCUGAUAAAUACAGUAGUAGGGAUGUGAGAAUAAUCGGCGCAUGGCCAAAUAAAUUAAUCGAAUGAAGCCUCAAGAGUUACCUGAAUCCCCUUAAUAUGAACGAAGAAAUUUUUUUUUUUUAACAGUUUUUAACAUAGUCAAAAGUGUUGUGAUCGACAAGUUUAAUUGAUAAAUUAACUAAUAAUUUUACUAUCAUCGCAUUUCGAAUUAAGCUGGAACAGCUUCUUGAUGCUCUAGUUUCGCGGACUGUAGCACUGAGUGCAAGUCCUUGACGCACUGCCGUUUUGCCACACAUUAUCCUACAAAAAACCCUAAUCUCCAGCAAGUGGAGGAUAGGGUCUCGUCCUGCCUGUGGGCUCACACUUGUAAAAAAAAAUCCGAAUUUCGAACGUGUCAAAAAUGGAUAGGAAAUUGUAGAAUAAAACGGCACUCGCACAAAAAGAUCGGUGCAACGAGACGUGGUGCCAGAAAGUAAGAAGAGGGGGCGAAUGCCCCCCGCCAGCACAGUGCUACGUAGAAAGCGAAAUCCGAUAUUCUUUUACGCCUAGCUUAGAGUCAAAUAAUGUUCAGAAGCAUGAGAUGCUACAUUACAAGUAAAACGAAUAUAUAACAUAGUACAACAUACAAUUAUAUCCAUUACAUAUGCUAGUAACAUGCAUUAAAGUUACUCAUGGACGAAAGUGA